Sorex fumeus (smoky shrew) is the source of this 2955-nucleotide messenger RNA. It is a transcript of the gene TPO, whose product is annotated as thyroid peroxidase. The transcript has 17 exons. Gene Ontology annotation, molecular function: heme binding; calcium ion binding; iodide peroxidase activity. The record is from RefSeq and is a predicted model, not a curated record. Gene Ontology annotation, biological process: response to oxidative stress; thyroid hormone generation. Lineage: Eukaryota; Metazoa; Chordata; Mammalia; Eulipotyphla; Soricidae. Bases 1 to 2955 code for a protein of 984 amino acids. Gene Ontology annotation, cellular component: membrane.
AUGUGGCUGGGACAAGAUCUUCCUCACACUCUGGAUGCUGGAAGUCCAGCACAAGGAGAGACAGAAGAGUCUCAUGUCUUCAGCAUUUUGGAGGAGAGCAAGCUUCUGGUGGACAGUGCUUUCUACAAGACAAUGCAAAGAAACCUCAACAAAAGGGAAAUCAUUUCUCCAUCUCAGCUUUUGUCUUUUUCCAAACUCCCUGAACCAACAAGCCGAGCCAUUUCUCGAGCAGCAGAAAUAAUGGUAACUUCAAUACAGGCAAUGAAAAGAAGACUUGACUUAAAACUUAAACAAUCACAGACUCCAACAGAUAUUUUGUCAGAAGACAUACUGAACACAAUUGCAAAUGUGUCGGGUUGCCUGCCCUUCAUGCUGCCCCCCAAAUGCCCAAACUCUUGCCUGGCUAAUAAAUACAGGCUCAUCACAGGAGCAUGUAACAACAGAGACCACCCCAGAUGGGGAGCCUCCAACACAGCUCUGGCGAGAUGGCUUCCUCCAACCUAUGAAGACGGAAUCAGUGAACCUCGAGGAUGGAACCCUCACUUUUUAUACAAUGGGUUUUCACUUCCCCCGGUUCGGGAGGUGACCAGACAAGUCAUUCAAGUUUCCAAUGAAGCUGUCACAGAGGAUGAUCAGUAUUCUGAUCUCCUGAUGGUAUGGGGGCAAUAUAUUGACCAUGAUAUUGCCUUCACGCCUCAGAGCACCAGUAAAGCUGCAUUUGGUGCAGGAACGGAUUGCCAGCUGACCUGUGAAAACCAAAACCCAUGUUUUCCCAUUCCGCUCCCGGUGAACACCUCCACCACCUCCGGCUCGACGUGUUUGCCCUUCUACCGUUCAGCCGCAUCCUGCGGCACAGGGAACCAAGGAGCCCUCUUUGGCAAUCUGUCCCGGGCAAACCCGCGACAACAAAUGAACGGGCUGACCUCCUUCCUCGACGCCUCUACCGUGUACGGCAGCUCCCCAGCUGCAGAGAAACUGUUGCGGAACUGGUCCAGCCCCGAGGGAUUGCUCCGCAUCAACGCGCGCCACCGCGACGGGGGCCGCGCCUACCUGCCCUUCGCGCCACCCCCUAUGCCCGCCGCCUGCGCUCCGGAGCCCGGCACCCCCGGAGCAGCCCGCGUCCCCUGCUUUCUGGCCGGGGACGGCCGCGCCACCGAAGUUCCCUCCCUGGCGGCAGUGCACACGCUGUGGCUUCGCGAGCACAACCGCCUGGCCACUGCGCUUAAGGCCCUCAAUGCGCACUGGAGCGCGGACACAGUCUACCAGGAGGCGCGCAAGCUCGUGGGCGCGCUGCACCAGAUCAUCACCAUGCGAGAUUACCUCCCCAAAAUUCUGGGCCCCCAGGCCAUCCAGCAGCAUGUAGGCCCCUAUGAGGGCUAUGACUCCACUGUGGACCCCACAGUCUCUAAUGUGUUUUCCACGGCUGCCUUCCGCUUUGGCCAUGCCACAAUCCACCCACUGGUGAGGCGACUAGACACCCACUUCCAGGAACACCCUGACCUCCCCAGACUACGGUUGCAGGAUGUCUUUUUCAGUCCCUGGAGACUCAUCAAGGAAGGAGGUCUAGACCCUGUGGUACGUGGCCUACUUGCUAGGCCCACCAAGCUGCAACUACAAGACCAGCUGAUGAGUGAGGAGCUGACAGAGAGACUCUUCGUGCUGUCCAACUCAGGCACCUUGGAUUUGGCAUCGCUCAACUUGCAGAGGGGCCGGGAUCAUGGCCUACCAGGUUAUAAUGAGUGGAGAGAUUUUUGUGGCCUGCGCAGACUGGAGACCCGAACUGAGUUGAACAUCACCAUUGGCAACGAGAGCAUUGCUGAUAAGAUAAUAGACUUGUACGGCCACCCUGACAACAUCGAUGUCUGGCUGGGUGGCUUGAUGGAGAACUUCCUCCCUGGAGCUCGGACAGGACCCCUGUUUGCUUGCAUCAUUGGGAGGCAAAUGAAGGCCUUAAGGGAUGGUGACCGGUUUUGGUGGGAAAAUGAGGGCGUGUUUACCGCAGCUCAGAGACAGCAGCUGGAGCAACAUUCCCUCUCUCGAGUCAUCUGUGACAACACAGGCCUCAGCCACGUGCCCAGGGAUACCUUUCUAAUUGGAAAAUUCCCCCAGGACUUUGAGUCGUGUGAAAACAUCCCCAGCCUGGACCUGGAGCUAUGGAGGGAGGUCAUUCCACAAGAUGACCCAUGUGGCCUCCCAGCUAAUGUGGAUGAUGGGGACUACGUGUUCUGUGAGGAAUCUGGAAGGCGAGUCGCAGUCUAUUCCUGUCGCCAUGGAUUUGAGUUACAAGGACAGGAGCAAAUCACAUGUACCCUCAGAGGAUGGGACUCUCAGCCCCCCAUGUGCAAAGACAUUAACGAGUGUGACCACAGGCCAGACCCCCCUUGUCACUCAUCAGCUUGGUGCAAGAACACCAAGGGCAGCUUCCAGUGUGUGUGCACGGACCCUUACAUCCUGGGAGAGGAUGGGAAGACCUGUGUAGACUCCAGGAGGCUCCCAAUGGCAUCCCUGGUCUCCAUAGUUCUUGGUGCCCUGCUGGUCUGCAGCCUAGCGGCUCUCACCUGGACGCUGAUCUGCAGAUGGUCUCAUGCUGAUGGGAAAUCCUUACUGCCAAUCAUCAAGAGAAAUGGAAAAAUCCCUUCCCAGUUAGCCCGUGGGAGACACCAGGAAAUGAAUGUUUCCCAGAAGAGCGCUCCUGUGCAGGGCACAGAGCAGUUGGGAGGCUAUGUCCUGCCGGCGGUCACGGGACAGGCAGUGGGGCCCUCACCGAGCACCUCUAGCUGUGAUGAGAAGAACACGGUCACGUUCCCACUCCGCUGUGCAACGGAAGAGCCCGUGUGCGAUGGGCGUGCCGAGCUGGGGGAAAGCGUGCGGAACCUCAGACAGCCUCUGAUGCUUCUUGGGGAGUACUGGCCCGCAACCUUUUCCCUUACCAACCCACCCCUUGCUGGGCUCUGA